Kickxella alabastrina is the source of this 864-nucleotide messenger RNA. RefSeq lists its product as uncharacterized. The transcript has a single exon. The record is from RefSeq and is a predicted model, not a curated record. Bases 96 to 539 code for a protein of 147 amino acids. NCBI's taxonomy places the organism in Eukaryota, Fungi, Kickxellomycota, Kickxellomycetes, Kickxellales, Kickxellaceae.
UAAAAAGGAUAGGUGGGAAGAUGCAGAAUAGAUAACCAACGUUGUCUGUGUAAGGAGCUGCGAAAGGAGCAAGAGAAAAGGGGGAAGCGAGGAAAAUGCUUGUCUAUUUAUACUUUGGCAACACGAACACCGCAUGUGCCUAUGGCCUUGUUUUAUUUACCUGGUUGCAAGCAACAACACCAACACCAAUAGCAAAAAUAGUAGAAUCAGAAGCGGCAGCGGCAGUCAGGAUCGGGGGGUGGGAAAUAAGUAUAGAGAUUGGACAGACCAUUUUUUUGUUUUUUGCACGCGGCAAAAUCAAAAUCACAGCCAGAUUGCAUAAGAGAAAAAACAAAAACCCAGGCACUCAAAAAUCAUCCAAGUGGACGAAUAAAGACCGGUCACCUCCGCCCCCUCUUUUCUUUUUCUUGAUCACCACUGCAAUUGCAUCGGCCAGCCAGCCAGUCAGCGCUAAAGGCAACAACCUAAUGACACAUGUGUCAUCUCUAUUCUUGUUUUCCCUGGGGGGGGGGUCUUUGCUCCGACGCAGUUACUCAUGAUAUCAGCAAUGUAAGUUUUGACCAGCCAGCCAUCCAGCCAAGAAGGCUGGCAGUCGGUUGGUCAGCUAGCCAGUUAGUCAGCUGUGAUUCAUACCUGCUGUAAGCUUGGAUUGCUUUGAAAUGAAGUCAAAAUGCAGCAGCAGUGGCUGUAGUAUGUGGUGUGAGACUGGCUAUUAUUAGCUUGAAAUAAAUAUGCUUAAAUUAUUAAAGUUUAGGAAAGAAAAAACUACUGAAUGUGCAAUCCAGUGGGUGGCCCUGACUAUUUAUUGCGUGCUUUUAUAGGACAGAAUCGGCGCAUUCAUUCAUUCAAGACAUAGGGGGGCGA